Molecule: messenger RNA, 2171 nt
Organism: Epinephelus fuscoguttatus (brown-marbled grouper)
Lineage: Eukaryota; Metazoa; Chordata; Actinopteri; Perciformes; Serranidae
Product: gap junction beta-4 protein-like
Exons: 2
Coding region: 1063-1884 (273 amino acids)
Biological process (GO): cell communication
Cellular component (GO): connexin complex
Source: RefSeq, a predicted model, not a curated record
UGAUGUAAUAUUGCUUCAUUGGCAUCCUCCCAUGACCCUCUACCACUGUGCCAAAUUCUGAGGAGAAAAAUGUGGAACAGACAUGCAGACAGAGUUUUUGUAAUUAUAUAGUAAGAUGUGCAUUGAGGCUGUGUCCAUGACCUCAUAAAGGUAACUGUAUUUGACUCUGUUGUGUAAAGACUGAAUUAAUAUCAAUUAUCUACUAAAAAACAACCUGCCUACAGGUGAGAGGUGCUGGUGGGUGGACUGUUUUUACCCUGGACAGAGUCAGGUCAGGUCAGUUCAUGCUGUAGCUUAUAUUUAAUGUAAAUAUGAGAGUGGUGUUUAUCUUUUUAUCUCAUCCUCAACAAGAAGGCAAAUGUGUAUUUCCCACAAGGUUAUUCUAACUCUUUGAAGGGACCAUUCACACCAAAAUCAGAAUCACACAUUCUCCCUCUUACCUGUAGUACUGUUUUUCAGUCUAGAUUGAUUUGAUUGAGUUGCAGAGUGUUGGAGAUACUAAGUACCAAGUACCAAAAAUACAUUUGAAAAACUCAACAGCAGUGUCUCUUUCCAUAAAUCAUGACCAGGUUAUUCAAGAUAAUCCACAGACGUUGUUACAGCCAAUAUCUCCAACACUCUGCAACUCACACCAAAGCAAUCUGGAUAAAAUGAGACAACAGGUAAGAGGACGAACAUGUACUUCUGAUUUGGGUUGAAGUGUUUCUUUAAAUGUCUUACAUCUAACUUGAACAGUGUGAAUUAGUAUCUAGCAAUGUCCCUGCCUCUCUCUGUCUCUCCUUUAUCAAGGUGUUUGCUAUCACCAGUAACACCAGUGACUGCAGUGUGAAGCAUGAGUCUAUGUUUGCUUUGUUUAACAUUCCUCCCUCCCCUUCAACCCGUGCCAAGAAGGCAGCAGUAAUAAGUGCUAUAUUAAAGAGCCUUUGUGCCUGACGUGCUCACUUCAGUUUGUAUCCAAGCCAUCUGUAUUUGAGCACUCAGCAGAGUGUCUGCCACAUUUAGGGGCCUUUUUGGGGCUUCUUUUAUUUCGAGGUGGUCCAGGCUAACAUCUGAAACAACAUCAUGAACUGGGCCUUCCUCGAGGGCCUCCUCAGCGGGGUGAACAAGUAUUCCACAGCGUUCGGUCGCAUCUGGCUCGCCAUCGUUUUCAUCUUCAGGCUCCUGGUCUUCCUGGUGGCCUGUGAGAAGGUCUGGGGUGACGAGCAGAAGGACUUUGAUUGCAACACCCGGCAGCCCGGUUGUCACAAUGUCUGCUACGACCACUACUACCCCAUCUCCUACACCCGACUCUGGGCUCUCCAGCUGAUCUUUGUCACCUGCCCAUCCCUUCUUGUGACGCUCCACGUGUCCUACCGGGAGGAACGUGAGCGCAAACAUCGGCUGAAGCAUGGAGAAGAUUGUGUCCCUCUGUAUGAUAACAUGGAGAAGAAGCGAGGGGGUCUGUGGUGGACCUACUUCCUCAGCCUGCUGUUUAAGAUCAUGGUGGAUGGUGUGUUCGUCUUCCUGCUGUUCUACAUCUACGAGGCCACGUUCUUCCCACCGCUGGUGAAAUGCAACAUAGAGCCAUGUCCCAAUGUGGUGGACUGCUACAUCGCCAGGCCGACAGAGAAGAAAAUAUUCACCGUCUUCAUGGUGGUGACCAGCUUUGUGUGCAUCUUCCUCACUUUCUGUGAGGUCCUCUACCUGUGUGGGAAGAGGUUCUGGGAGUGCUGCGGAGGAGGACAGAGCGCGCUGAGAGAAAACUCCUUCAUGAUGACCAGAACUGGGAGAGAGAACUCUCUGUUCAAAGAGCCGCUGCCGGAGAAGAUGAAGAUGGUCGACAACGGCAUAGCAGGCGCUGCAAAGGAGAGUUCAGCCCCAGCGUACAGCAUAGCAGUCUCCUGAGAUACAUGAGUCUUGUUAAUGAGCUUGACCUGUGAGAAUAGAGCUAUGUUUGGUAGCUUCUGUACUGUUCACCACAUUUGUUUACAAAGGUCAUCUGUUUUUACAUCACAAUUAUGUAACAUGUUUGUCCCAUUAUACUGUUGCCUUUUUAAAAGUUUGUGAUCCAAAAUAACUGAUGCACACAAAAAGUGAUUGACUGUACUUUUUCUAUUUAUACGAUUAUUUGUUACAUUACAUCAUUUUGUUGUCUGCAUGGCCACAUAAUAAAAUUGCUUUACCCAUUCUGA